Messenger RNA from Desarmillaria tabescens, 1074 nucleotides. RefSeq lists its product as uncharacterized. Bases 1 to 1074 code for a protein of 357 amino acids. The record is from RefSeq and is a predicted model, not a curated record. NCBI's taxonomy places the organism in Eukaryota, Fungi, Basidiomycota, Agaricomycetes, Agaricales, Physalacriaceae. The transcript has 6 exons.
AUGCCUGAACAACACGCUCAUGUCCUUUACACAAAGCUACUUCUCUCUCGAGGUCACGGUUACCCCCUAUGGAUUCCAGAGCCAGAUUAUAGCCUCUGCUCAGCCUAUGUCGAUAGAGGUAUCUGCGUCGGUGAUGUUGGGAUUAUCAGAGAUGACGGAGGAUUUGACUUCAUUUUCAACGCCUUCCUCGAAGCGGACAAUCCUGUUCAUGAAGGCGGCGUCCCUCCCAAUUUCGCUCCCCUACGCAUGGAGUCUCGCAAUCCUGUCCGCACUAUAUAUUGUCAACAUCCAAGAGGCUCAUCUGUGAGAAGUUCUCAUGUCUCUGUCACCUCAGCGGUUCUGGAGGCGUCAGCCGAAGUAGCUUCAGUUGCAGGUGGUACACGAUUUGAUGGUAAAAAUUUAUCGUUGAUGAGGAACUAUGCCCUUGCACAUGCACACGAGUGGUAUGAAUACGUCAAUAGCCCAGACUAUCUCGGUCGGGAGGCGCCAAACGGUUCUCUUUACUUUGUCACCGGAUGCGACAAGGCAACAGCGUGGGGAUCUGCUGCGAUGUCCCGGCCUUCAGAUACUCGCCAAUUUUCAAUAAAUUUCCUUGUGGGAGGUCUUGCAGAAGGUCGGAUAGCAUUGCGGUCGUCUUGGAGUACCCAGGAAUGGGCCGACACUCGGAUUUACCCCGAUCAAGAUAUCGACAUGGAUGCGUCUCUCUCGGUCAGAGAGAAUCAAGGUGUAUUCAUUCGCGGAUUCACCAUUUCUGUGAGAGAGAAGAGUCGGAUCACAAGGAUCUUCCCUGGGUUUGGGCGGCGAGGUGUGCAGCUUGUGGGGGUGUUGGACAAGUCUGGAAAUCUGCCGGUCAUGGGGUCCAAGGCGCCUUACUCUGAUCAAAGACAUGAUUAUCCAUCAAUAUCGGCACCUGUCUGGUCGGCCAAAGGCAAUACGAUUUGCGGUUCUAUUGUUGGAAACGAAUUGAUGCACUUGCUGAUUAGUAUCAUUAACAAUCACAUGAAGAGUUUCGGUGAAUCACACUGGCCAGAAUCUAACUCUGACUAUCCUUCGAUGCAUUCCAUUUCCUAUUGA